ACGUUCGCCACACCAGACCAUCAUCCCCGAAGUCAGCCAUUCAUUGACCACGUCUUUUCAUUCUCACUCACUCCAGACCAUAAAAUCUGGUUUCGCAAUUUUCAAAUUGUUGACGAAUCGUUACAGCUUCAAGAAAUUGAUUUGUAUUUCAAUCGAAAAAAUGUUUCAGGACCUCGAAUGGUACUCGAGUUGAUACGCAUAUUUGAGGGUUCAUUCGAAGGUGCGGUCUUAUACGAUAACCCAGAUUACGUCAGUCCGAAUAUUGUACGAAGACAGCUGAAAAAAACGGGUGCUGAUAAAUACGUUCAGAGGAAAAUCGUUGAGCAGGGUCGAAAGGAACGACUGGAAGCUAUCAAAGCCGUUCAACUACCAGAUCCAGUCGGAGAGAUAUUCGACACCAGUCGACCAAUCUUGGACCCGGAUGCGAAACAAGUGAAGAAAUUGAUUGAGAGAAAACGAAAACGAAUCAAGAAAAAGAAACGCUUAGGUGAUAAAAAAGCAGAGUAA
This is a messenger RNA of Anisakis simplex (herring worm), 507 nucleotides long. NCBI's taxonomy places the organism in Eukaryota, Metazoa, Nematoda, Chromadorea, Rhabditida, Anisakidae. The record is from the annotation of a GenBank genome assembly.